Phoenix dactylifera (date palm) is the source of this 3767-nucleotide messenger RNA. RefSeq names its product endoplasmic reticulum-type calcium-transporting ATPase 3 (gene ECA3). The record is from RefSeq and is a predicted model, not a curated record. Lineage: Eukaryota; Viridiplantae; Streptophyta; Magnoliopsida; Arecales; Arecaceae. Gene Ontology annotation, biological process: calcium ion transport. Gene Ontology annotation, cellular component: membrane. Gene Ontology annotation, molecular function: ATP binding; ATP hydrolysis activity; P-type calcium transporter activity.
UUUCCCAGCUCACGCCAUCCCCCUCCAACUCACGUGCCGCUGCCUCGCAGGCGUUACCGUCACGCAUCCAUACGCCUUGACGCCGCGCGACCCCCGGACCCGUUUUCAGAACCCUCAGCUCCGGUCCCCCGUCGGGCGUUCCGCACCCAAACCCCCGACCGUCUUUCUUCUCACGGAGAAGGAGAGAGGGCGCUUCUCCGCCCUGCCACAGCGAAGAUAGAGUCCCUUCGCUUAUAAGCCAAACAACUCCUCCCCCCAACGCCCUCAUCAGAUCUCUCGCUCUCCUCUUCCAGAAGAUUGAUCUCCAUCUCUUCGAUGGAGAACGCCUACGCUAAAUCCAUCGCCGAGGUUCUUGAAGCAUUUGGUGUAGAUCCGGCCAAGGGCCUUACGGAUGCUCAGGUUGCUGAACAUGCGCAGAUAUACGGCAGAAACGUGCUGCCCCAAGAAGAAAGUACUCCCCUCUGGAAAUUAAUUUUGAAGCAAUUCGAUGAUUUGCUUGUUAAAAUAUUGAUAGUAGCUGCCAUUGUUUCAUUCCUUUUGGCUCUGGUUAAUGGCGAGACAGGCCUAACAGCAUUUCUCGAACCUUCUGUCAUAUUUAUGAUAUUGGUGGCAAAUGCAACCGUAGGAGUAAUAACAGAAACAAAUGCUGAAAAGGCACUUGAGGAGUUGCGUGCAUAUCAAGCUGAUGUUGCAACUGUGCUACGAAAUGGUUGCUUUUCAAUAAUACCUGCCUCCGAGCUUGUCCCUGGAGACAUUGUUGAAGUUGGAGUGGGGUGCAAGGUUCCUGCUGAUAUGAGAAUGGUUGAAAUGCUAAGCAAUCAAUUGCGUGUUGACCAGGCAAUUCUUACUGGUGAGAGCUGCUCUGUGGCAAAGGACCUUGAAUCUACUUUAGCUACAAAUGCUGUCUAUCAAGAUAAAACAAACAUCCUCUUCUCAGGUACUGUUGUGGUUGCCGGUAGAGCAAGAGCAGUUGUUGUUGGUGUUGGCUCCAACACUGCAAUGGGUAGUAUACGUGAUGCAAUGUUAAGAACAGAAGAUGAAAUGACACCUUUAAAGAAGAAGCUAGAUGAAUUUGGCACAUUUUUGGCCAAGGUCAUUGCAGGAAUUUGUGUUCUCGUGUGGGUUGUAAACAUUGGCCAUUUCCAGGAUCCUUCUCAUGGUGGCUUUCUGAGAGGUGCUAUCCAUUACUUCAAGAUCGCAGUUGCUCUUGCAGUUGCAGCCAUUCCUGAAGGGCUUCCAGCUGUUGUUACAACAUGCUUGGCUCUGGGUACCAAAAGAAUGGCCCGCUUGAAUGCUAUUGUCAGGUCGUUACCUUCAGUCGAGGCUUUAGGUUGCACAACUGUGAUAUGUAGUGACAAAACUGGUACCCUUACUACAAACAUGAUGUCUGUUUCAAAGAUUUGUGUGGUCCAAUCUGUGCACCGAGGUCCUAUCACUAAUGAGUACAUUGUUAGUGGAACAACAUUUGCACCAGAGGGCCUGAUUUUUGAUGCUGCAGGAGUGCAGCUCGAGUUUCCUGCUCAAUUUCCAUGUCUUCUUCAUAUAGCAAUGUGUUCAGCUCUUUGCAAUGAUUCUAUACUACAAUAUAAUCCAGAUAAGAGAAACUAUGAGAAAAUUGGGGAGUCAACUGAAGUUGCUUUACGUGUGUUAGUGGAAAAGGUAGGCCUUCCUGGUUUUGACUCUAUGCCUUCAGCUCUGAAUAUGUUGAGUAAGCAUGAACGUGCAUCUUAUUGCAACCGCUAUUGGGAACACCAGUUCAAAAAGAUCUCUGUUUUAGAGUUCUCUCGUGACCGUAAAAUGAUGAGCGUCCUUUGUAGUCGAAAGCAGCAAGAAAUCAUGUUUUCAAAAGGUGCUCCAGAGAGUAUAAUCUCCAGGUGCACACAUAUUUUGUGCAAUGAUGAUGGCUCUUCAGUUCCGCUAACUGCUGAUAUUCGCAAUGAGUUGGUGGCUAGGUUCCAAAGCUUUGCAGGAAAAGACACUUUGAGAUGCUUGGCGUUGGCACUGAAGCGCAUGCCCUUGGGUCUGCAGACUCUUUGCCAUGAGGAUGAGGCAAACCUGACAUUCAUUGGAUUGGUUGGAAUGCUGGAUCCACCAAGAGAGGAAGUAAGAAAUGCUAUGCUAUCCUGUAUGUCUGCUGGAAUACGUGUUAUAGUUGUCACAGGGGAUAACAAAUCUACAGCAGAAUCUCUGUGUCGGCAAAUUGGUGCUUUCAAGCACUUGGAUGAUUUUACUGGGUGCUCUUAUACUGCCUGUGAGUUUGAAGAACUUCCACCCAUGCAACGAACAUUAGCACUGCAGAGAAUGGUUCUUUUUACCAGGGUUGAACCUUCUCACAAGAAGAUGCUGGUUGAAGCCUUGCAAAAUCAAAGGGAAGUGGUCGCAAUGACUGGUGAUGGUGUUAAUGAUGCACCUGCCUUGAAGAAAGCAGACAUAGGAAUUGCAAUGGGAUCAGGAACAGCAGUUGCUAAGAGUGCUGCUGAUAUGGUAUUGGCUGAUGACAAUUUUGCUUCAAUCGUUGCUGCUGUUGCAGAGGGAAGGGCUAUAUACAAUAACACAAAGCAAUUUAUCCGAUACAUGAUCUCUUCAAAUAUUGGAGAAGUAGUUUGUAUUUUUGUGGCAGCAGUGCUUGGAAUGCCUGAUACUCUAGUUCCUGUCCAGCUACUUUGGGUAAAUUUAGUUACUGAUGGCCUGCCUGCUACAGCGAUUGGUUUCAACAAGCCAGAUACAAAUGUGAUGAUGGCUAAACCUCGUAAGGCUAGUGAAGCUGUAGUUAGUGGAUGGCUCUUUUUUCGUUACCUGGUUAUUGGAGCGUAUGUUGGUUUUGCUACUAUUGCUGGAUUCAUCUGGUGGUUUGUUUAUUCUGAUAACGGCCCCAAAUUGCCAUAUAGUGAACUGGUCAAUUUUGAUUCUUGUUCAACAAGACCGACAACGUACCCCUGCAGUAUUUUUGACGAUCGACAUCCGUCUACUGUGUCAAUGACUGUGCUUGUUGUCGUUGAGAUGUUUAAUGCUUUAAACAACCUGAGUGAAAAUCAGUCUCUCCUUGUUAUCCCGCCAUGGAGUAACCUAUGGCUCGUCGGAUCCAUAGUUCUGACUAUGCUCGUCCACAUACUGAUUUUGUAUGUUGAACCCUUAUCUGCACUUUUCUCGGUGACUCCACUAUCAUGGGCUGAGUGGACUAUUGUUCUAUAUCUCUCUUUUCCUGUAAUAAUAAUUGAUGAAGUAUUGAAGUUCUUCUCAAGAAAUUAUAGAGGUAGAAGGUUCAACUUUAGAUUCGGAAGGCCUGAUAUGCUUCCCAAAAGAGAAAAUCGUGACCAAUAGAAUUCAAAACGAGACAAAUCAUACUUGUUAUGCUUGGUGCCAGAGGUAGCACUUGUAAAUGUUACACAAGUUUGGGAAGAGCUUAACCGCCCAUGUGGCAGUGAUGAUCGUCUACCUCCGGUACGGAUUGGAGGCUAACUUCAUUUUGCUUGGAGAUAUAGAGAUGAGCGCUACAAAACUUACCUGCAUGAAGAGUACCCUCAAAGGGCAUCACAUUUCUUGUCACCAUGUGUACAGCUAUUUAUGUGGUAUCCAGAUUCAGUCUGAUGAUUUUGUUCCAUGCCUGUUUCUUAUCACCUGAUACAACUGUCAAGGAUGUAUUCAUCUGUCAUUUGAGGGUUGUGACAUCUCAUUUGUCAUCAAUUGUAGCAUGGGUCUUAAUGAUAUUUGUUAGCAUCAGACAUCAAAAACUGAACCAUGCAACGCAUGUUUUUUUUUUCCUAGUA